Messenger RNA from Owenia fusiformis, 2091 nucleotides. The record is from the annotation of a GenBank genome assembly. Lineage: Eukaryota; Metazoa; Annelida; Polychaeta; Sabellida; Oweniidae.
AUGACAUUUCAUCCAAAGACAUCACAUCCCAAGACAACUUAUCCCAAGACAACUCAUCCCCAAGACAUCUCAUCCCCAAGACAACUCUUCCCAAGACAACUCAUCCCAAGACAUCUCAUCACAAGACAUCCCAUCCAAAGACAUCCCAUCCCAAGACAAUUAUCCCAAGACAACUCAUCCCCAAGACAACUCAUCCCCAAGACAACUCAUCCCAAGACACCUUAUCCCAAGACCUAUCAUCCCCAAGACAUCUCAUCCCCAAGACAACUCUUCCCAAGACAACUCAUCCCAAGACAUCUCAUCCCAAGACAUCCCAUCCAAAGACAUCCCAUCCCAAGACAACUUAUCCAAAGACAACUCAUCCCCAAGACAACUCAUCCCCAAGUCAACUCAUCCCAGGACACCUCAUCCCAAGACAUAUCAUCCCAAAUACAACUCAUCCCAAGACAUCUCAUCCCAAGACAUCUCAUCCAAAGACAUCUCAUCCCUAGACAUCUCAUCCCAAGACAUCUCAUCCCCAAGACAACUCUUCCCAAGACAACUCAUCCCAAGACAUCUCAUUCAAAGACAUCCCAUCCAAAGACAUUUCAUCCCAAGACAACUUAUCCCAAGACAACUCAUCCCCAAGACAACUCAUCCCAAGACAUCUCAUCCCAAGACAACUCAUACCAAGACAUCUCAUCCCAAGAUAUCUUAUCCCAAGACAACUCAUCCCAAGACAUCUCAUCCCAAGAAAACUCAUCCCAAGACAUCCCAUCGAAAGACAUCCCAUCCCAAGACAACUCAUCCUCAAGACAUUUCAUCCCAAGAUAUCUCAUCCCCAAGACAACUCAUCCCAAAGACAUCCCAUCCAAAGAUAUCCCAUCCCAAGACAACUUAUCCAAAGACAACUCAUCCCCAAGACAACUCAUCCAAAGACACCUCAACCCAAGACAUAUCAUCCCCAAGACAACUCAUCCCAAGACAUCUCAUCCCAAGACAACUCAUCCCAAGACAUCUCAUCCCAAGACAUCUCAUCCAAAGACAUCUCAUCCCCAAGACAACUCUUCCCAAGACAACUCAUCCCAAGACAUCUCAUCCAAAGACAUCCCAUCCAAAGACAUUUCAUCCCAAGACAACUUAUCCCAAGACAACUCAUCCCCAAGACAACUCAUCCCAAGACUACUCAUCCCAAGACAUCUCAUCCCAAGACAGCUCAUCCCAAGACAUCUCAUCCCAAGAUAUCUCAUCCCAAGACAACUCAUCCCAAGACAUCUCAUCCCAAGAAAACUCAUCCCGAGACAUCCAAUCGAAAGACAUCCCAUCCCAAGACAACUCAUCCUCAAGACAUUUCAUCCCAAGAUAUCUCAUUCCCAAGACAACUCAUCCCCAAGACAUCUCAUUCCAAGACAACUUAUCCCAAGACAUCUCAUCCAAAGACAUCUCAUCUCAAGACAACUCAUCCCCAAGACAACUCAUCCCAAGACAUCUCAUCCCAAGACCUCUCAUCCCCAAGACAACUCUUCCCAAGACAACUCAUCCCAAGACAUCUCAUCCCAAGACAACUCAUCCAAAGACAUCUUAUCCAAAGACAACUCAUCCCAAGACAUCUCAUCCCUAAGACAACUCUUCCCAAGACAUCUCAUCCCAAGACAUCCCAUCAAAAGACAUCCCAUUCCAAGACAACUUGUCCCAAGACAACUCAUCCCCCAGACAACUCAUCCCAAGACAUCCCAUCCAAAGACAUCCCAUCCCAAGACAACUUAUCCCAAGACAACUCAUCCCCAAGACAUCUCAUUUCCAAGAAAACUCUUCCCAAAACAACUCAUCCCAAGACAUCUCAUCCCAAGACAUCCCAUCCAAAGACAUCCCAUCCCAAGACAACUUAUCCCAAGACAACUCAUCCCCAAGACAACUCAUCCCAAGACAUAUCAUCCCCAAGACAUCCCAUCCAAAGACAUCCCAUCCCAAGACAACUUAUCCAAAGACAUCUCAUACCCAAGACAACUCAUCCCAAGACAUCUCAUCCCAAGACAACUCAUCCCAAGACAUCUCAUCCCAAGAUAUCUCAUCCCAAGACAACUCAUCCCAAGACAUUUCAUCCCAAGAUAA